ACCGGAGCAGGAAGCGGCCGUGAGUGACAGCAGUUCUUUUAACGCGCUUGUGAAACAGCACGCGGGUAUUUGUGCUCAGUGAACAAAUGGCACCGACAGGUGAAGUCGUGUUUGGCUCUGGAGAUCGGGUCUGUGCUGUCAACCAUUUGCGGUGGGAUUUAACUCCUGAUCAGAUCCACCAGCUUACUGAUGACCUCAUCGCCAAAACCAAAAAGGUGUAUGACACCGUUGGCGCCCUGGACCUGGCCACUGUCAGCUAUGAGAACACACUGAAGGCCCUCGCUGAUGUAGAGGUGGAGUACACAGUCCAGAGGAACAUGUUAGACUUCCCUCAGCAUGUGUCAUCUUGCAAAGACGUCCGCACGGCCAGCACCGAAGCUGAUAAGAAGCUGUCAGAGUUUGAUGUGGAGAUGAGCAUGAGGGAGGAUGUUUAUCAGAGAAUCGUGGCUCUGGAGGAGAAGCUGACCGAGAGUUUGUCAACCGAGGCCAAGCGUUACAUGGAGAGACUCAUAAAGCUGGGAAAAAGAAACGGCCUUCAUCUUCCCAAAGAGAAACAGGAGGAGAUCAAAAAGAUCAAGAAGCAGCUGAGCAAUCUGGGUAUCGAUUUCAACAAAUACCUGAAUGAAGAUACGACCACCUUGUCUUUUUCUCGCGAGGAGCUCGGAGGACUCCCUGAAGAUUUCCUCAGCUCUCUGGAAAAGGAUGAGUCUGGAAAGCUGAAGCUCACUCUGAAGUAUCCCCAUUAUUUCCCCACCAUAAAGAAAUGCUUCGUUCCAGAGACAAGGAAGAAGUUAGAGGCAGCCUUUAACUCGCGCUGUAAAGAGGAGAACUCUGCUAUCCUGAAGGAGCUGGUGGAGUUACGCUCUCAGAAGAGCAGUCUGUUGGGUUUCAGCACGCAUGCUGACUUUGUUCUUGAGAUGAACAUGGCCAAAUCCUCAAAGAAGGUCGCUGGCUUCCUUGAGGAUCUGGCCCGUAAGCUGAAGCCCCUGGGUGAGGAAGAGAGAGCCGUGAUCCUGAAACUGAAGGAAAAAGAGUGCCAGAAGAGGAACCUGCCCUUCACUGGAGAGCUUCACGCCUGGGACAUGCGCUACUACAUGACUCAGGUGGAGGAGACUCAGUAUGCUGUUGAUCAGAACCAGCUGAAGGAGUAUUUCCCAAUGGAGGUGGUGACCAAGGGUCUCUUGGACAUCUAUCAGGAGCUGCUCAAUCUCACCUUUCAGCAGGUGGAAGGCGCCCCCGUCUGGCAUGAAGAUGUUACGCUGUAUUGCGUUAAGGACCGCACCUCUGGCCAAGUGGUGGGACAGUUUUAUCUCGACCUUUUUCCAAGAGAGGGCAAGUACGGCCAUGCCGCGUGUUUUGGCCUACAGCCCGGCUGUUUGCUGCAGGAUGGCAGCAGGCAGAUGGCCGUGGCCGCAAUGGUGGCCAAUUUCAGCAAACCCACGGCAGACGCGCCGUCCCUUCUGCAGCACGAUGAGGUGGAAACAUACUUCCACGAGUUCGGACACGUGAUGCAUCAGCUUUGUGCUCAGGCUGACUUUGCCAUGUUCAGCGGGACUCAUGUGGAGCGAGAUUUCGUGGAGGCUCCAUCUCAGAUGUUGGAGAACUGGGUUUGGGAGAAGGAACCAUUGCAGCGCAUGUCCAAACACUACAAAACAGGCAAGCCCAUUCCAGAGGAGCUACUGGACAAACUCAUCAAGUCGAGACUCGCUAAUACAGGGCUGUUUAACUUGAGGCAGAUUGUUCUUGCCAAGGUGGAUCAGGCUUUGCACACUAAGGAUGGACUCGACCCAGCUGAAGAGUACGCUAGGCUCUGCCAGGACAUCCUGGGAAUUCCUGCUACACCAGGAACAAACAUGCCUGCCACAUUCGGUCACCUGGCAGGAGGAUAUGAUGCUCAGUAUUACGGUUACCUGUGGAGCGAAGUGUUUUCUACGGACAUGUUCUAUGCCCGCUUCAGACAGGAAGGCAUUAUGAACCCCAAGGUGGGUCUGGACUACAGAAAGUGCAUCCUGAAGCCGGGAGGCUCGGAGGAUGCGUCCGACAUGCUCAAGAAGUUCCUGGGAAGAGACCCCAAGCAGGACGCGUUCCUCGUGAGCAAAGGUCUCAAAGUGGAGGUCGAGACCGGCACGCCCUGCGCAUGCUGACCGCAUGGAUGUUAGAACGAGCCGCUAAAACCUCAGACAGACUAAAAACUUUAAAUCUCCCUAGAAAGCUCAUUUACACAGCCUAUCACAACCCCACACUAUUGCUAAAAGCUUUGGUUUCUGAUGUAUGAAGCUGUUUUAAAAUGGAAAAUUGUAUUGAAACCUGCCACAAAAAAAAAAAAAAGAACAAAAACAAAACCAUGUUUUGACUC
Messenger RNA from Paramisgurnus dabryanus, 2356 nucleotides. RefSeq names its product thimet oligopeptidase 1 (gene thop1). Gene Ontology annotation, molecular function: metalloendopeptidase activity. Gene Ontology annotation, biological process: peptide metabolic process; proteolysis. NCBI's taxonomy places the organism in Eukaryota, Metazoa, Chordata, Actinopteri, Cypriniformes, Cobitidae. The record is from RefSeq and is a predicted model, not a curated record. Gene Ontology annotation, cellular component: mitochondrial intermembrane space.